GUGGCGGCGGCAGUUCUUCAGUGGGUCCCAUUAAAUGUUACCCACCGAAACUGCUGCGCCGAUGGCUUUGCUUGCUGUUUUCACUGUUUUCAGGACAUAACUUACGUCGCAGGACGAUAUAUACCACAGCAAAGACCGCCUGUUACAGCUGAAGAUGGCCAGGAUCCCGCUGCUCGGUCGUCUGAAACGGCGAGAAUAUGUUGCGAUCUUCUUGGGCUCACUUUUCGUCGUCCUCGAGACUCUCAUUUCGUUCAUUAUCGCCUUCCUUCCCAAACCAGUCAUUCGCUGGUUCUAUGACCGCUCUCGCUCCCUUUUCCACUACAUCGCUGGGCCCCCGUUGCCAAAGUCGGAGGAAUCUCGCCUCGUGGACCACAUCCGCCGCGCGAGAGACUUCGAGGAGCUCUGCACGAUAUUCGGAUAUGUAUUCGAGGACCACGUUGUUUUAACCAAAGACGGAUAUCUCCUAACCCUUCACCGUCUGUGUCAGAAGAAGGGCGAGCAGCGCAUGCCUGGAACGUCCACAGGCAAGCCCGUCGUCUAUCUGCACCAUGGACUCCUCAUGAACUCCGAAGUUUGGGUCUGCCUGACGUCUGCCGAGCGCAACAUUCCAUUCGUACUCGUAGAGCUCGGGUACGACGUUUGGCUAGGCAACAACCGAGGCAACAAGUAUUCCAAGAAGAGCAUCUACCAUGACCCGCAUUCGACCAAGUUCUGGGACUAUAGUAUUGACAACUUUGCCUGGAACGACAUUCCGGACUCUAUUGAGUAUGUCUUGGAUGUCACCAAGGAACCCAGUCUGAGCUACAUCGGGUUCAGCCAAGGGACCGCACAGGCGUUCGCUGCGCUUAGUAUACAUCCUCCGCUGAACCAAAGGGUCAAUGUCUUCAUUGCGCUUGCGCCUGCUAUGAGUCCAGCAGGACUAGCGGCUCCCAUUAUAGACGGACUCAUGAAAGCAUCUCCAACUUUGCUCUUCCUCAUGUUCGGACGUCGAGCGAUCCUAUCCUCCGCUCCUUCCUGGCAGAACAUCCUCUACCCGCCGAUCUUUGCGAGCACCAUCAACCUCUCACUGAAAUGGCUUUUCAAUUGGGACAGUCACAACAUCAGUCGUGCCCAGAGACUCGCCGCAUAUACGCACCUGUACUCAUAUGCUUCUGUCAAGUCUAUCGUGCAUUGGUUCCAAAUCAUGCGUACAGGCAAGUUCCAAAUGUACGACGACGACGUACAACAUGUCAUGUUGGCACGAACCACUGCGCGGCCAUCCGGAGUCUCGUCAUACUUGCCCGCGCGAUUCCCCACCCGUAAUAUCGCUUCACCUGUUGUAUUGCUAUACGGUGAUUCAGACUCGUUGGUCGAUAUCGAACAGAUGUUGCGCGAGCUGCCUUCGCAUACAAUAGCGAAGCGGUUGCAUGGGUAUGAGCAUCUGGACGUCAUAUGGGGGAAGAACGUCCACCAGGAUGUUAUUCCACAUGUCAUCGAGGCCCUGAAGAAGUACUGCGUUCUUCCGGAGAGAGUGGCGGAGGAAGUGAAGUUGGUGAACGGAUACAACAGCUAUCACUAUGAGGAUACUUCAGGAUAUUCAACACCUGGAAUGGUCGCUAACAGCGAUUGAAUAUUUUGUUGAACCUACAUAGGACAUCGCUUGGUGCAGGACGCUCACCGAAAUGGAAUGUUGAACUUUGAAAAUUCUUCGCGUUGUCUCGUUCACACCUUCAGGGUUUGGUAUAAGACCAGUGUUGAAACUACAUACAUCGUGAGUGUUGCGGAUUCCUCCAAGUAGUAAUCCAACACCUUCAACAUUCAUAUAGAUCGCAUAGUAUAAUAUUCGUGUCUCUCGUAAAGGGUUCAAUCUUUCGUAUCGGUAGAUCUACCACUGCAGCCCCGAAUGCAUUUCCAACGGAGACCAUGGCUUCGGUGGUGACAUCGAUUCCUCCUUCCGCACUACAUAGGAGCACCGUUUUUGUUUUGCCAUCCAGCAGUUUAUGCCACACUGAGCUCCGAGGCGUAAGGUACUGUAGAUCAUGACAUCGCGCUGGAAGUCAAAAUUUAAGCACAUACGAGUAUUCAUGCAUCAAGCGACAGGUGCUACCAGGGUUCGAACCUGGGUUCCGGGAAAGCAUGCAAAUCAAAAUCCCGAGUGAUAACCACUACACUAUAGCACCUUGCCCCAUCCGAAAUCAUAAUAAAUCUCUAUUUUCUUUGCGU
Somion occarium is the source of this 2202-nucleotide messenger RNA. The record is from the annotation of a GenBank genome assembly. NCBI's taxonomy places the organism in Eukaryota, Fungi, Basidiomycota, Agaricomycetes, Polyporales, Cerrenaceae.